GUUGACAGAAAAAAGAUUUGGGUGGAAAAAAAGCAAUAAAGCAAUUUCUUUCUGACCCUGCAGAAAAGGCUGGACGAUUAGACAGAAACACGGAUCCUCUCCUUUUCACUACAAGCAGCUAGGGAUGAAAUUUAUCUUGUCUCAGCCAGACUCAAAUAUAUCAUAGUCAGCUGCCAAAAAGGUGGCACAAUAACAAAGGACAGAAGUAACAUUGAUCCCUUCCUCUCUUAGACCCAAACUACAGCUGGAUACCAAAACCACAUGAACCUGCUGAUCCAGCUGUUCCUGGAGGGGAUGGCAACGUUCUCUAUACUCACCACAUAUUGCACCUGACCGAGGACCCAGGAAUUCAGGGAUCCAAUUCUACUCGAUUUCAUCUACUGAUGCCAGUCUCUUUCCAGAGGAUCUGAAGAACCUGUUGCUCACUCUGCUUUUCCUCUUCUGCUCAUAAUCCAUGAACAUCACCAUUUUCAGAAAACCUAGGUGUUCAGGCUUCAGACCAUUCUUUCCUGCUAUAACCCACAAGCCUGGGACUUCCAGAUAACUGCCUCUACCAGUAGCACAAUGGGCUACCACAUACUCUUAUUUGGGGUCCCUGCCAUUGGGAUCUAUGCACUAGCCUCUCAUUGCCUGCUGAAGAAGCCACAUUUGCUCCACAAACCAAAGAGGUUUCCUGUUCGAUGCCGACACGUUUCCCACAGAGGUGGCAGCGGAGAACGAAUUGAGAACACGUUGGAAGCCUUUAGCCAUGCAUUGAGCCAAGGGACAAAUCUGCUGGAAAUUGACUGCCUUAUGACAAGAGACGGGGUUGUGGUUGUGUCCCAUGACGAUAAUCUCGAACGGCAGACAGGGCACAACAUCGAGAUCAGCAAAACAGACUAUGUGGAUCUGCCACCAUAUAAAGACUCUCUGGAGGUGACCUUUUCACCAGGUUGCUUCUCCCAUGGCAACGAUCAUCGAAUUCCAAGGCUGGAAGAGGUUUUCCAGAAAUUCCCUGGUGUACCUAUCAAUAUUGAAAUUAAACAGGACAAUGAUGAACUCAUAUAUAAGGUAGCAGAUCUUGUCCGGCAAUAUGAGCGUUCUCAUAUAAGCAUCUGGGCAUCCUUUGAGGGAGGAGUCCUGAAGAAAUGUUGUGCAGCUAACACAGAGAUGCCAUAUAUCUUUUCUCUGAAACGUGGUAUUUUAAUCCUCCUUCUCUACUAUGUGGGACUCCUGCCCUUUUUGCCCCUGAAAGAAUCGUUCCUUGAAUUUGUGCUGCCUUCCCCCUUGAACAGGACCUAUUUUCCAGUGAAAAAAGGCAGAUUUGGAGCACUGCUGGCAAAAUUUGCCUUCAAGGUGACAAUGAGAAAAAAACUUUUCAAGCACUUGGAAGAUAGAGGAAUACAGAUCCUUCUUUGGGUCCUGAAUGAAGAUAAAGAUUUUGAGGAAGCCUUUAGUUAUGGAGCCACCGGAGUCAUGACAGAUUAUCCCACUCGACUCAGAAAGUAUCUAGACACUCAUCCACCCUUGUUCAAUUAAUAAUCCAGAAUGAGGUGGGCGACAGAGCAAAAAGGGAAAGCUUUAACAUACGUAUGCCUGUUACGGAAUCAGAAGGAAACAAAAGCAAUUCUUACCUCCAUUUUGUAAGGGGGAAAAUACUGUAUGGGUUAAAACUAUGCAACAUUAAACAUUAUUGUUACUGAUAGUGGGUAUUUAUUU
Molecule: messenger RNA, 1698 nt
Organism: Pogona vitticeps (central bearded dragon)
Lineage: Eukaryota; Metazoa; Chordata; Lepidosauria; Squamata; Agamidae
Gene: GDPD3
Product: glycerophosphodiester phosphodiesterase domain containing 3
Biological process (GO): glycerophospholipid catabolic process
Cellular component (GO): endoplasmic reticulum membrane
Molecular function (GO): phosphatidylcholine lysophospholipase A1 activity; phosphoric diester hydrolase activity
Source: RefSeq, a predicted model, not a curated record